GGCCGUGGGUCUCGGCUGUGCAUCAGUCAGUCCCACGGUGUGCCGCCAUGUCGGAGGUUGCCUCGGGGCUGGCCAAGCGGGCGUACUGGCUGUGUGGUAAGCGUGGCUGCAACGCUUGGAACUGGUGCGACAAGCGUUGGACGUGCAAAGUGUGUGGCACCAGUGCGCCCCCUUGGACGAAGGAGUACCGUACUGACAAGGGCCCCCCGAGAGUGGACGCUGACGGGUUCGUACAGCAGCCCAGAGGGAGGGCUGAACAGCGGGCUGCGAGGCGCUCAGCUUCCCAGCGGGCCCUCUCUGGGAGCACCGCGCCCAGCAGCACCCCCAACAGCAGGGCGCGGCGUGGGCGACCUUGGGGGGAGGCCAAGGCCCAGUUCGAGGAGCUGCAGGCGCAGCUCGUGGCGGCCAGGGAGCGCGUCGGCAAGCUCCAGGGGGCCCUGGCGCUCGGGCUCUCGGCGGACUUCCAGCGUGAGGCCGAGAGCGCCCUCCAGCUGGGCAAGGACCAGGUCGCAGCCCUGGAGCUGGCCGUCCAGGAUGCCCAGCGGACGGUGCGCCCACCUCACUCGGUGCUCCACAUCGAGGCCAACGCCAUUAAGAAGGUCGAGCGCCAGCUGGCUGCGGCGCGCACCAAGAAGGAGAAGCUCCAGCUGCAGGCGUCCGAGCUGCGCGAACUCAUCGCUGAGAAGCAGGAGCAGCUCUCGGCAGCCGAGCUGGGAGUGGAUGAGGUCGCGGGGCAGAUUGCCGAGCUGGAGGAUACCCGAGCCAAGGUCACGCAGCAGGCGAUCCAGCGGGCCAACGUGGCCGUCGGAGGUGUUCCGAGCCCGCUUGGGGACGCAGUCCAAGGGCUGCUCACUCAGGUCGGCGCCCUGUCGGAUCUCCUCAAGCAGCACGGGUCGGAGCUGCCCCCGAGGUUUUCCGAGAUCGUCGGGAUUCUCAACACGCAGAAGGAGGCGGUCGCCGAAGUGCUCAGGCCCCGCAGCAGCUCGGCCACGACGCGUUGGGGGGACAGCGUCGGGGACGAUGGCCUCGCGACCGAUGUUGACGACAUGCCGCUUGACAUCGUGGCCUCUGGGGGGCCUGCGGCCGCCCCGCCCUCUGCAGCCCCGCAGGCAGGGCCCACCGCGGCUGGGCCGCCAGGCCCGCGGGCCAAGUCAGUGGACGGGCCCUACGGCCCUGCUGCGGCCCGCGGCCAGCACGGGGCGACCCUGGGCACGUGGCCUCAGGUGGAGCCGGGCCUCGCCAAGGCCCUCGCCGAGCAAGGGGCGGCCCUCGCGGACAGCGACCCCCUGGUGGCUGCGGGACGUGCGAGGGCCCAGCUGCUGGGACAGGUGGAGGAGGUGCUGUGGUGGCUGCUGGCGCACCCGCGGCCAUCGCAAGCGGCGGGCGGCGCCGUGCACCCCUGCCCGAGGGGCUCGGCGUCCUCUGUGUCGUGCGCUGGGCAGCGUGCAGUCCGCGUGGCAGCCGUCAUGGGCAAGGCGCCGAUGGUGGACAGGGGGGGAGGCCAGCAGCUACGAGCUGGCCUUGUCCUCCUCGGCUGCAAUGGCAACACUUGGAGCAGGAGCAUCGAGGUCAUAGAGGCCUUCUCCAAGACGUGCUACUACUGGCUCGACGUGGUGGCGCGGCAGGAGACGAGGCUAUCGCAUGUGCGCCUGCCCAGUGCAGCGGCUCAGGCCCGCGGCCUGGGCUACGUGGCAGUCCUCCCCGAGGCAGCGCUGUCGGUCAACCAGGGGCCCCAGGCGACCUCAGGCGGGGCGGCGGUCCUUGUGCGAGUCGGCGUGCAGGCCGCCGAGUCAGAGUUCUCGCUGCCCUCCGCCUUGCGGCACCGCAUUCGCUGUGUGGAGGUAGCCUCAGCCUCGGGCCCGCAGUCCCUGGCGGUCUCUGAGUAUGUCCAGCACCCUGCGGGCCCGCGAGUCUCCGACCUGGUCCUGUUUUCGGCCUUCUCGGAGGUGACGGGCCUCUCUGCCGACAUCCUGCGGGUCCUCCAAGCCGUCUUCAACGUGGAGCCUGAGCCCCUCGUGGAGAUCCUCAUCGGCUGUGCGUCUACGGUCAGCUGUCUCACGUUGGGCAAGAGGCACGCAACGGCAGCCAGCAGGCCCAAUGCCCCUCUCUGGGAGGGGAUCUACGCCUCGCUGGACGUGGACACGCUCAAGGCGACCAUGGCCGCAGCUCACUGUACCGCCUGUGGCGUGCUGGACAGCAAGGUCACGGAGGCCCACCUCAGCGGCAACGGCCUUGCCGACAGCUGGGCCAAGGCAGGUGCGGAGCGGCACCGAGCCAGUGCGGUGGCCAGGCGCGGGCUCUUCGGCACGAUGGAAGUGGUGAUUGAGCUUUCAGGCGGGGAGGCGCAAGUCUCCCUCAUCUGGCAGUGGAUUGCCUUCGACAGGUGCGGAGUCGGCGCGGCCAAGCUGGAGCUGAUGGCGGGCACCCACGGCGGGGCUUAUGCGAGGCUUGGCGGGAGCAGAGGUGCGGCGCCCAAGCUCAAGGAGCUAUGGCCUGGCGCUGCGGCGGCUCGGCCCGAGCCAGCGCAGCCGAGGCGCAGCAUCGCGCCCAGGCUUGAGCGGCAGCUCGCUGUAUGGGCGCGCUUCUGGACCCAGACCCCCGAGGUUGGCGAAACGAUGGAAGGCUACAGCGAGUGGAUGGACCACUGCGUCGGCUACGUCACGCAGAUCCUGUCCCAGCCGCGCUUCGCCUCCAGGCUGCGGGCGCGUGGGAGGACGGCCGAGGAGUUAGCCGAGGAGAUCUGCGAGCGGGCCUGGGGGACUGGCAUGCCUGCGAGGAGGGCCUACUACAGGUGGCGCUACACGCUGACGCGGUCGCAGAUGAUCGUGUCGGACUGCAUACGGCGCUACGAAUACGUCUGCCUGCGGACGUGGAUGGCCGAGCUGCAGCGGGAAGGGCAGCCCCCGCCCAUUG
Molecule: messenger RNA, 2913 nt
Organism: Prorocentrum cordatum
Lineage: Eukaryota; Dinophyceae; Prorocentrales; Prorocentraceae
Source: the annotation of a GenBank genome assembly